AACACUGGCAAUGCAUGAGGGAGUUCCUGGCCAUCAUUUUCAGAUUUCUUAUGCAAUGGAGCAAAAUGACUUCCCCGAUUUUCGGAAAUACGGUUUCAACAGCAAUGCGUUUAUAGAAGGCUGGGCUUUGUAUGCGGAGUACCUUGGUUAUGAAUUAGGACUCUAUGAAGAUCCAUAUCAAAGGUACGGACAUCUGUCGGAAGAAAUUUUCAGAGCUUGUAGAAUGGUUGUUGAUACAGGCCUGCAUGUCUUUGGGUGGAGCAGGCAACAAGCUAUUGAUUACAUGAUGGAGAACUCUGCAGCCACCUUAAACAACAUUGAAAGAGAAGUGGACAGAUAUAUAACAUGGCCAGGACAAGCUUGUGCGUAUAAAUACGGCGAAAUGAAAAUCAAGGAACUAAGACGAAAAGCUGAGGCAGAAUUAGGAGAUGCUUUUGAUAUAAAAGAAUUCCAUGACGUUAUUCUACGUAAUAAUGGACCAAUGGAUUUAGUCGCAGAGCAAGUGGAUCAUCAUAUUGCUGUGACUCUUGCUUCAAGGUCAUAGAAGGAAUUUGUUUUGAACAUUAAUGCAGGUAACUUAUACUAUUGGACUGCGAGAAGACAUACUUUCAGCUUAUGUAAGAUGAAAUGCAUUGAAUUAAGGCCACUUUUAUGAGAAAGAUGAUAUGAAGUGAACUGGUAUUUACUCACCGAAAGCCUGCAAAGAAGAAAUUUUCUCUCCCUCAGGGUUUACUGAUUUAUAAUCAGCCGCAAAGAGAAGCAUUUUGUUUUCGUCUAUAAAAUUGUUUUUAUAAAAAUUUUCUUUCUUUUCCGCAGUAAAUGGCAUUAAAUAUCUAUUAUAUUUAA
Molecule: messenger RNA, 846 nt
Organism: Stegodyphus dumicola
Lineage: Eukaryota; Metazoa; Arthropoda; Arachnida; Araneae; Eresidae
Source: RefSeq, a predicted model, not a curated record